This is a messenger RNA of Marmota monax (woodchuck), 8810 nucleotides long. It is a transcript of the gene Csrnp2, whose product is annotated as cysteine and serine rich nuclear protein 2. Gene Ontology annotation, cellular component: nucleus. The transcript has 5 exons. Lineage: Eukaryota; Metazoa; Chordata; Mammalia; Rodentia; Sciuridae. The record is from RefSeq and is a predicted model, not a curated record. Bases 4680 to 6311 code for a protein of 543 amino acids. Gene Ontology annotation, biological process: regulation of transcription by RNA polymerase II. Gene Ontology annotation, molecular function: sequence-specific DNA binding; DNA-binding transcription factor activity, RNA polymerase II-specific.
GAGCCUUGCGGAUGGAGGGGCCCAAACACGCAGCCGACUGCCAUCCAUCCCUUUUAGCCUUGAUUCAGCCUUUUAAAGGGGUUUAGAGUGGCAAUGUGACACACAAACCAUUCUUCAUUAUGAAAGGUUAGAAGUUAUCCCCAAGAGACAACACUGUACCCUUGUCCUGCAGUUUUCAGUUCAUGGUAAAUCCGUAGUUAAUUCAGAUUUUCCUUUUCUUUACUGGCUUUCCAUCUUGCAAAUCUCCAAAGCCAGGAUGUUGGUGUGUGCCAGAGUUAUAAAUGACGGGAUAUCCUUGAGAGCUAAUGCAGCAUCAUGUUCCAGUUCUACUACAAAGAUCUUGUGUCCUCCCUGUGAUGGUAGUUCAGACAUGGAAAGUUCAGUUCUAACCUUGUGUUAGUGAUGGGUAAAAACCCGAGUGGGUAUGGGAAGGGAGCUUUCUCUAAACACCUUGUUUAAACAGGAGGUUUUUACUUGAGUGCUUUUUUAAAUUUGUGAACCUGGUGAUCACAAGGACACAUGGAUUUAUGAAAUUCAUAGUAUUUGAGAAUCAAUCACAGUGUCUCAUAAAAGGGGGAGCAUGGCAGACUAUCUCAGUCAAGUUUAUUCUGACACUUUAGCAGUAAGCCUUACUUCCUUUAACUCAGUUAUGGGUAGCCCAUAGGAUCUUACUACAGAUUUUGGUCUCUUGACCUUUAGCAGAAGAUUGGGUUCCAGUUGAGUGGGGAGACUUUCUUCUGAGAGAUAUACCCUGUUUUAUUAUUUUGGAUUCAUUUAAGAAAGAGGCUGAUAUUACCUAAACUUUGCAUAUAUAUUCUACCACAGAACUUUUUACUGGGCUGACCCUCUUGCUAGUUUCACAUAUGCAGGGACUUUGGGUUUGUUUUGGUGCUUAUAGGACACCUUAUGGGCCUGAAAAAACUUAGAUCUUAGUACUGAAAUACAUCUUCUGGUUUUAUUUGGUGCCAGUCUAUAAAGUCUUUUACAUACUGUAGAUCUGAACAAUUUUAUAUACCUUUUGGAAAUGUUCAUCUACCAACACUUGAGAAAAGACCAUAAGGCAUAUAGCCAGAAAGUGUCAGCUGACCUUCAUUUCACCGGCAUUUAAAAGCUUUUAUAGAGGGAAACAUUAUUUGUCCAAAAGUAUUUGUUGUUUGAGUUGGUCAUUUUGACAGUUAACUGUCAGUUAUGACUGCAUUUCCAGUCUCACCUUGAUUAUUUCCAUAGAGGUUUAAGUGCUCGGAGUGUAACUUAUAAGAUUAUCUCUUGAACACAAGCAUUGAUCCUCUACCAGUGGAUAUUUAAGAGAAGUGGGAAUGACUCAUUUUUAGUUCUGGUAUGAAAGAUUAGUUUCGUGAACGGGCAAGUAUAGAACCUGUUCUAGUUGUUUCCCUUGCAAAGAAAGAUCUCUUCAGGUCCCAGUGAACAUGGUUGGGAAGUUUGUUCUUGAUGCUCAUGAGCAUCUUUAUCUGUCAAGUUCACAUCAGAGAGUUGAGCAAGGAGAGUUGUGUUGAAAUGUAAACUUUUAUUAUUAGGCCAUGAUAGUUGGAAUUUUAAAAAUUUAAAUAAUGAAGUUAAUGACAGAAAAAGUGAUGCUCAUAAAUCUUGGGAAAGGUGAAUAGAACUAGAACAGUGCAGUCUCCUUAAGGAUUUUCUGGUGUUCCAUCCAAGUUGAUGCAGUUUUAUUUGUUUUGUUGCUUGUUUUCAUUUUAUUGUUUUUUCUGGUGCUGGGGAUUGAACAUAGGGCCUCAAGCAAGCGUUCUACCUCUGAACUGCAUUCCCAGAUCUUAUUAAUGGGAUAGUUAGAUCAUGGCUCAUUAUUUAUACAUAUAGAUUCUGGUUAUUCUCAGAUAACUCAAGGAUUCUCUUGAUUUCACAUACACACAUACACACAUACACCUCUUUCCCCCCUCCUCUCUUUCUCUUUUCUCCUUUUCUUUCUUACCUACCUCCAUCAUUACCCAGAAACCACUAUUCCAGAAGUAGAAGUGGGGAAGACAUAGAAAAAAAGGAGGAAGGGACUAGAUAAAGCAGCCAGCAAUCCUUGCUGCACUUGAGUGUACAAAAGGCAACCCUAAGGGAAAUUAUACUCUAGAGGGCAACUGAGUUAAGACAGUGGAGAAUUUUAGUAACAAAGAUGAUUUUGGACCAGACCCAAGCUAGUGUGGGAUUUAAAGAGAAAUAUUCAAAGGACACUCAAACUACUUGAAGCAAAGGUACACCUGAGGAAAAAACGGGAGUGCACAUUUGCUUCUAAUCAUAAAUCCUGAGUGUUUCCAGGCCAAGGAAAAUGCCAUUUUUCUCUAGUACUAGCAUUAACUGGAGCUAGUUAAAACUGAAAGUGGACUUGAGCCCUUUCUGAGAAAGCAGAUUUUUCAGCUCAGUCUGAUAUCUCAUGUGGGCAAUAAGGUAUUUAUUAAGUAGGAAAAAUUAAGUUCAGUAGUCAGCAUUAUUAUUAUUUAUUUGUUUACAUUCACAUAAGUAUUCAAUUAUAAAGGUGUCCCCCUCAUGCCCUUGUGACCAAUAAUACAGUGGAAUGAGAAAUUUGUUAGUUGUUAGGUAUCUUUACAUCCAGAGAAAAUCUCUCUUUUUUUUUUUUUUUUUUUUGAACCUGGAAUUGAAUUCAGGGGCACUUAACCACUGAGCCACAUCCCCAACCCCUUUGAUUUUUUAUUUAGAGACAGAGUCUCACUGAGUUGCUUAGGUCCUCGCUAAGUUCCUGAGGCUGGCUUUGAACUCAGAAUCCUCCUACCUCAGGCUCCAGAGGUUCACAAUCCUCCUACCUCAGGCGUGUGCCACCGCACCUGGCCUAGCAAAAAUCUUAACCCCUAAAGUGUUCUCCAUUCUCAUCAUGUCCUAAGAAUGUAGCCCUCUGAUUAGUAACCUAAAGAACAGAAGAUACUUUGGGCUCACUUUUAAUUACAAUUCUUAUGAAGUACUUAAUUAUUUUUUUUCCUUCCUGCCCAAAUUUAUUUGAAAAUGUGUUUGUCUGAGACCUAUGACAGCUGAGGGUUUUUAGGUACAUCUUAUAACUUGAAUUAGAGACUUUUGAUAUGAUCUGAAUAGAUUAGGAAAUAUCUUCUUUAAAGUACUUAUUAGGUCUGGUUGAUUUUCUAGAGCUGAUCCAAAUUACUUCCAAGAGACACAGGCCAGAAAAAUAGCUCUGUAUAGGCACCUUUUUCCUCCAUGGUAUAUAUAUCCUGGGUAGCUACUCUGCAGUAAUACAGCUUUGUCGUUCUGGGCAGUGUUGUUAUUCCUGCUGCAUAAUUAGCAACUAGUGAGAUCAUAGUCUGGGGAGAUUCUGGCAUUACAGAGGCAAAGCAAGAGAGGCUUCUCAUCACACAUGGCUUUGGCUCUGACAGCAUUUCUCCUGAACAAAUUCAUGUCCUUCUGGAACUUAAGUCCAAAGACAGAUAAGGAGAAAGAUUUGUACCUGGGAAGUGAACUUUAGGACUCCUUGGUUGUGUGACAGCUUAUUGAAAACACUGCCUGCCAUAUUGAUGUAACCAGAAUCAAAAUUGUCACUUCUUUUGCUAUUUGUUUUCCCCUUGCUGAUUUCUUUUCAGAGGUCAAAGAUUGUAAAGCUACAUUCUCCUUGCACAGAGGAUGAUGAUAGACCAGUAUGAGAUUAUGAAAGAUUCUGGUUGUUUUUGCUUUUAUUUUGUGUUGUGGUGAUAGGGAUUGAACUCAGAGCUUUGUGUAUGUAGGCAAGCUGUCUACCACUUACCUACAUCUGCAGCCCCAGAUUCUGGGUUUUGAAGCCAGUACAGAUUGUAAUCUUGGGACCUUUAGUACUAAAUUUGACCUUUUUAAAAGUUGGUGAGACAGUUUAUACUUGUGAAGAUCUGGGUCAAGGGUAUUCAUGACUGCCAGUAUCCUUCAAAAUUGAGAGCCUGGAGCAGUAUUUCCAAAGGUGUGUUCUGAGGAUUAUCUGUUCCCUAACAUAUUUUAGAAACAGUGGGUUCCAUAAUCAGGUUUGUGAAACACUGCAUUCUGUUUACUCCCGGCCUUUGCCGUGUAUAUUAAUAUAUUAAAAGCCUCUAAGAGGUUCUGCCAUAAGCAGUUUUCUAAACAAUUUUGACACAGUAGUGCUAUUUCCAUGUAAAAGCUAUUAAUAUCCAUGGAAUUAAUAUAUUUAAGAUACACACUUUGAGAAGUGCCAGGCUGUUAUGUUAUUACUAGGAAAAAUAAUUGGGUCUAGUCUUGGUUUAGGCAAAGCUUAAUUCCACCUCUGAUCUCCAGUCCCUCCCACUGGUUCCUUGGAGAACCGCUCCUAUGUGAUCAGAAGAACAUUGACUGUUAUCUUGGGCUAAUGAAGCCUAAGCCCAGCUGGAUUGGAAUCAGAGGCAUUCCCUCCAUUGGGAAGGAUGCUGCUGCAACUCUUCUCACUAUUCUAAGAGUGACUGAUCCUGGAGGAGCUGAUAGAAAAUAAAAGUAGGCGCAUACUGGCCAGAAUCAGUUGAGAAAUGACCUAAUCUUGAGAACCAGACAUUAGUGCUAGGUCAGGUACUUUCUUUCUUCAGUUAGAGAGCUGUGUAUGUAGACUUAGGAGGGGUCUGUCUUAGGAAUGCUGAUUCCUCUUUUCCCCUGGGCAGAAUCCUAAUGCAGCGGGUUAGCUGGUGGUGAGCAGAAGCUUGGGGCCAACCUGGUAGGCUCCCCAAGGAAACCCUUUGAAACCAAUGGAUGCAUUCACGGGCUCGAGUCUCAAAAGGAAGUUUGAUGAUGUGGAUGUGGGCUCAUCAGUUUCCAACUCAGAUGAUGAGAUCUCCAGCAGUGACAGUGCUGACAGCUGUGACAGCCUCAAUCCUCCUACAACUGCCAGCUUCACACCCACAUCCAUCCUGAAGCGGCAGAAGCAGCUACGGAGGAAAAAUGUCCGCUUUGACCAGGUGACGGUAUACUACUUUGCCAGGCGCCAGGGUUUCACCAGUGUGCCCAGCCAGGGUGGUAGCUCUCUGGGCAUGGCCCAGCGCCACAACUCUGUACGCAGCUAUACACUCUGUGAGUUUGCACAAGAGCAGGAGGUGAACCAUCGAGAGAUUCUUCGUGAGCAUCUGAAGGAAGAGAAACUCCAUGCCAAGAAAAUGAAGCUGACCAAGAAUGGGACCGUGGAGUCGGUAGAGGCUGAUGGCCUGACACUGGAUGAUGUUUCAGAUGAAGACAUUGAUGUGGAAAAUGUGGAGGUGGAUGAUUACUUCUUCCUGCAGCCUCUUCCCACCAAAAGGCGACGGGCCCUGCUUAGGGCUUCUGGGGUUCACCGCAUUGAUGCUGAAGAGAAGCAAGAACUUCGAGCCAUCCGCCUAUCUCGGGAAGAAUGUGGUUGUGACUGUCGACUAUAUUGUGACCCAGAAGCAUGUGCCUGUAGCCAGGCUGGGAUUAAAUGCCAGGUGGAUCGCAUGUCCUUUCCGUGUGGCUGCUCCAGGGAUGGCUGUGGGAACAUGGCUGGGCGCAUUGAAUUUAAUCCAAUCCGAGUCCGGACUCAUUACCUCCACACCAUCAUGAAGCUGGAGCUAGAGAGCAAGCGGCAGGUGAGCCGCCCGGCAGCCCCAGAGGAGGAGCCCUCACCCACUGCCAGUUGCAGCCUGACAGGAGCCCAGGGCUCCGAGACACAGGACUUCCAAGAGUUCAUCGCGGAGAAUGAAACAGCAGUGAUGCACCUGCAGAGCGCAGAGGAACUGGAGCGGCUCAAGGCCGAGGAAGACUCUAGUGGUUCCAGCGCCAGCCUGGACUCAAGCAUUGAGAGCCUGGGUGUGUGCAUCCUGGAGGAGCCCCUGGCCGUUCCUGAAGAGCUGUGCCCAGGCCUCUCAGCCCCCAUUCUCAUUCAGGCUCAGCUGCCCCCAGGCUCCUCCGUCCUGUGUUUUGCUGAGAACUCAGACCACCCGUCUGCUUCCACGGUGAACAGCCCAUCCUACUUGAACAGCGGGCCCCUGGUCUACUACCAGGUGGAGCAGAGGCCAGUCUUGGGAGUGAAAGGAGAGCCUGGUACAGAAGAAGGCACAGCUUCUUUCCCCAAGGAGAAGGAUCUGAGUGUCUUUUCUCUCCCUGUUACCUCACUGGUGGCUUGCAGCCCCGCAGACCCAGAUGCCCUCUGUAAAUCAGAGGUGGGGAAAACACCCACUCUAGAAGCGCUAUUGCCCGAAGAUUGUAACUCUGAGGAGCCCGAGAAUGAAGACUUCCGUUCCUCUUGGUCCCCCUCAAGCCUCCCUUUCCACACGGACACUGAAGAAGGCUGUGGGGUGGAGAAGACCUCCCAGCAGAAUGAGGACCGACCCCCUGAAGAGUCUGCCCUAGAACUCCCUCUAGCAGUGUGAUGUGGGGGUGGAGAUACUGCCUCGCACCCAUUCUCUAUUUAUUCCCUUAUUUUAUCUAAUGCCAUUUCAAAACAAAACUGUAGAAGCAGCUGCUGCUCCCAUGUUAUUUUAUUGGGGUCUAUGGGAAAUGGGUGGGAAAGGAUUGUUUGUACAAGUAUUUUUUAAAAGGGAAACAGUACCAAGGAAACCAGCCCCAGCUUGAUGUGGGGAUAGGUUAGAGGAAGCUGCACAGUGCUGAACACUGAGCUUUCUGGGCCAUUGGAACAAAGCCGUAGGACCUCACAGGAGGAGCUGGGUAAUUCAAGCAGCUAUUUAUGUAGGGACCAGAACACGAGAAUCUGUACACAGGGCAAAAAGUCCCUGCUCUCCUGGGCUCCAGGCAGAGUGAAAGCUUAUUUCUCAGUGGUUGCUCUGAUACCCAUUUUGGUAUAUCCAGUCAUACUACUGGAAAGGCCACCUGGUUGGAUCUAGUGAGGAGAGGCAGAAAGGUCUCUGUUUCUGUACAAAACCUCCAGGAUUUCUAAAAAUUUACCAUACCUUCCCCGGAUCCCCUAUUUGAUAAAUAAGUUAAUAUUUGACAUGUUUGGUGUUCCCUGACCUGCUCCCCAUACUGGGGAUUCUUGGUCUAUAACUUGAAUUGUUUCUUUCACAUGUUCUUAGAUAUAGAGUUAAACUUGUCUUUUUUUCCUCCGUCCUUUUUCCUUUGAAGAAAAAGUGAGAUUGGCUGGGGAUGUGGUAUAAAGAGCCUGAGGCUUCUGCCAUCGUCUUAACAUGAGCUCUGUUGUUGGGCAGCUUCCGGCUGGGCUCACCCAUCCCCUAGGAAGCCUAUAUGGAGCAUUAACUAUAUCCAAAGGAGGCUGCAGGAACAACCUGCUGUCUGGAAAGAUGACUUUAUUUGUGUCAUGCUUACUUUUUCACACAGGUUUUUUUCCCCUCUCUUUGGGAGAUCUGAGCUUUAAAUGUAAUGUAAGAUGUGGCAAUUUAAGGUCACCGACUAGUUUUUGUGUAUCCACACUCAUGGUCCUUCUUUGAUAUACAGGGUUACACAGUUCUUAUACUACUCCAGUUCAACCCCAAGAAUUGCAAAUGUUUAUUGCUGCUUGAUAAGAUAUAAAAUUGGAAUCUACCAAUUCUUAGAUGCCACGUAGAAUUUCCAGGUUCCAAAGGAUUAAGAUCUGAUUGUAACCUUUGAAAUGUAUAAAGUGGGAUUCAAAUUCAGUUCUUACCUCUGUCAAUGGUUCCUGUUCCUUUUAUGUUUAAAUCAAGACCUGCUCUAUGAACAACACUGAUUUAUUUUAUAGGCAAAGUUACCUUUGCCUCUGUUUUAAAAUGAAAAUGGUAGGGAGCAAAACACUAUUCUUUAGCAUCUUUAACACCAUACUUCACAUCUGGUAUGCUUUAUUAACCAGUUAAAAAACACUUCUGGUGGGCAGGGAGAGUGGGGGAGAUAAUUAUUCUUAUCUUGCUCAUAAAGCCUUUUCUUGGGGGAUAGCCAGGCCCUGGUACGUUAAAGCAGCCUUCAGGUAUGUGGCAGCAGCAUUUCACUUAUAAAAUCUAAGCCUGAGGGCCUUGUAUUUAUUUAAUACAGAUAAAUAUUUUAACCCAUUCCGCCUUUCCUGUUCAUUCCUGUUUUUGCUUGGUUUUAUGUUUGGAGGGAAGGUCUUAAGUUACAUAGGUCCAUAUCUCUCCCCAUCACCCAGCCUCACAAAAUAAUUGAGUCUUAAGUACCUUCAAUCUAUAUGAUCUAGAUGCUUUUCCAAACUGAGCUGCACUCCCCCACCUUAGACUGGAACCAUGGAACCCAAGACUGAAGCUUACUUGGGAUUUUAGUUCUAUGGAAAAAAAUAUUUUCUCAAGUUUGUUAGGAGAGGGAGAGCUCUAUAGACUCCCUCCGUAGGAAGCCUCCUGCUUAAUUUAGGAAGUGGAUUCCAACAGCUCGCUAAGAAAUACAUUAGCCUUUGGGAUCAAAUGAAUUUAAAUUUGUUAUUAUUAAACUCAUUGCCAAUCCAUAAGGUAAGAUACAUGAUAUUUCUACAAAACUCUAGUUUCUUAAUCUAAGUCCAUCCCUUUAUUAACUCUACAAUUCUGAUUCACGCUGACCCCAAACUUCUGAAUGCUAAAUAUUAACAUUUAGCAUUAACUGUUGUCAAGCAAAGGGCCUUUUCUACAGCCUAGUCCAUCUCACUUCUGGUGCUACCCGAGUUGGACAAAAUUAUAGCUCAUGGUUGCUAGGAGAGCUAGGCCUCUGAUCAUAGAAGCAGAUUGCUUCAAUCCCACUUAGUCUUGGCCUUGAUUAAAAAAAAAAUGAUUCUUAUUAACAUAAUUCUUAUUUUCUAGUUUCCUUUCUCACAUACUGUAUACAGGUAGUAUUUUCAAUGUGAAUCCAAAGCUCGUCUGGUUCUCUGAAAACAAUUUUCCCCCUUUAGGUUCUUUACAUUGUGAUAAUGCUGUAUUUAAAGAGAAUAUUUAAAUGUAAUAUUAAAGAAAUAUUCAAAAGAA